Messenger RNA from Rhea pennata, 5680 nucleotides. RefSeq names its product amyloid beta precursor protein binding family A member 1 (gene APBA1). Bases 428 to 2860 code for a protein of 810 amino acids. Gene Ontology annotation, molecular function: protein binding; amyloid-beta binding. The record is from RefSeq and is a predicted model, not a curated record. The transcript is spliced from 14 exons. NCBI's taxonomy places the organism in Eukaryota, Metazoa, Chordata, Aves, Rheiformes, Rheidae. Gene Ontology annotation, biological process: chemical synaptic transmission. Gene Ontology annotation, cellular component: dendritic spine; plasma membrane; cytoplasm.
GGUGGCGGCGGCGGGCGGCGAGGCCGGCUGCAGGGCUGUGCGCGCCCCGCGGCGCUGCCUCCCCGGCCGGAGCCGCCCCGCGUGCUGAGGGGCCGGCGCGGACCCGCACCCAGGCUUUGCCUUAUGCCGGCUCGCAAGAUCGUAUCCGAGUGGCUGCGGUUCUGGUUCUGCUGUGUGGAUGUGGCCUCUAGGUCCCGACCGGCUUGCCCUGGAAAAUACUCCAAUCGCAGUACUUCAGAUCCUGCUGCAUUGCUGUCCAAAUCUGCGCUGGCUGACCCUGCCUCUGCAGCCUGGGGCUGAAACAAGCGUGUGAUGAGUUAUUUCCCCAGACUCUGCCAUUUUUUCUUCUGGAAACUGUGGCUAAAUGGAUGCAGCUGCAAUAGACAAAAUGUCAAUAGAAUAAGUUGCCUACCCACCAAUACUUGCCAUGAACCAUUUGGUUGGACCACUUGAGGGGGAGGUAAGUGAAGAGCCAGCAAACGGAGCAGUGAAUGAGUCGGUGGAGGCCGACCUGGAGCACUCAGAGGUGGAAGAGGAGCAACGGUAUGCAGCUCGCUACCUGAGACACACAGACAGCAGCCAAGGGGGCCAGUCUGGGCAGGAGGAGGAAGGGAUGCUAGCUCGAUCAGCCAGCACUGAGAGUGGUUUUCACAAUCACACAGAUACUGCUGAAGGGGAUGUUAUAGCCACAGUGGAAGAUAGUUACGAUACAGACAGAGUUCAGGAAAAUGAGGAUGAGAGCGCAUAUGCGGUGCAAUAUAGGCCAGAGUCUGAGGAGUACACGGAGAAUGCUGAGGCUGAGCACGGUGAGGCCAUUCACAACCGAACACUGCCCAACCAUUUACAUUUCCACUCCAUUGAGCACGAGGAAGCCAUGAAUGCAGCCUACUCGGGUUAUGUCUACACGCAUCGGCUCUUCCACCGAGGGGAGGAUGAGCAGUAUGCUGAGCCUUAUGCCGAUUAUGGACUGCAGGAGCAUGUGUACGAGGAGAUAGGAGACACGCCGGAGCUUGAUGCGAGGGAUGGACUUCGGCUCUAUGAGCGGGAAAGGGAGGAGGCGGACAAUUACCGCAAGGAAGCGCUUGGUGCCCGCCUUCACCAUUACGAUGAACGAUCUGAUGGAGAGUCUGACAGCCCCGAAAAGGAGGCAGAGUUUGCACCCUACCCAAGAAUGGAUAGUUACGAACAAGAGGAGGACAUUGAUCAGAUUGUGGCAGAGGUGAAGCAGAGCAUGAGUUCCCAGAGCUUGGACAAGGCAGCUGAGGACAUGCCAGAGGCAGAGCAGGGUUUGGAGCAUGCUCAUGUUCUUGCUGGGCAUGAAAGCAAUGGCCAGCUUCCCCCUGGUUCUCGAGUCACAUCCAGCUCUGGAGACUCCGUACAGAGGUAUAGCAAGGAAAAGAGAGAUGCAAUUUCAUUGGCCAUCAAGGACAUUAAAGAGGCUAUUGAGGAAGUGAAGACAAGGACCAUCCGAUCUCCUUAUACCCCUGAUGAACCAAAGGAGCCUAUCUGGGUGAUGAGGCAGGACAUCAGCCCAACCAGGGACUGUGACGACCAGGGGCCACUAGAUGGAGAUUCUCCAUCUCCAGAUUCCUCUUCACCUCGAGGUGCUGAAUCAUCAAGCAGGCAACAUCACCAGGAUGCCUGCAGUACAACAGAGCCCUCCACUAAUAAAGAGUCCAGAAAAAACUUGGCUUCAUUUCCAACCUAUGUUGAAGUUCCUGGACCUUGUGAUCCUGAAGACUUAAUUGAUGGAAUCAUUUUUGCUGCCAAUUACCUUGGCUCUACUCAACUCCUUUCAGAUAAAACUCCCUCCAAGAACGUGAGAAUGAUGCAGGCUCAGGAAGCUGUCAGCAGGAUCAAGGCUCCAGAAGGUGAAUCUCAACCCAUGACUGAAGUAGACCUCUUCAUUUCGACACAGAGAAUAAAAGUAUUGAAUGCAGACACACAGGAAACCAUGAUGGAUCAUCCCCUGCGGACCAUUUCUUACAUCGCAGAUAUAGGAAAUAUAGUUGUUCUGAUGGCGCGUAGACGAAUGCCACGGUCUAACUCCCAGGAUAACGUGGAAGCAUCUCACCCUUCCCAGGAUGGAAAGAGGCAGUACAAAAUGAUUUGCCAUGUAUUUGAGUCUGAGGAUGCACAGCUGAUUGCACAGUCCAUAGGUCAAGCGUUUAGUGUGGCCUACCAGGAAUUUCUGAGGGCAAAUGGAAUCAAUCCAGAAGACCUUAGCCAGAAGGAAUAUAGUGACUUGCUGAAUACCCAGGACAUGUACAAUGAUGACCUGAUCCACUUCUCCAAAUCUGAAAACUGCAAAGAUGUUUACAUUGAAAAACAGAAGGGAGAAAUUCUCGGUGUAGUUAUUGUGGAGUCUGGCUGGGGAUCGAUUUUGCCUACAGUUAUCAUAGCCAACAUGAUGCAUGGAGGACCAGCAGAGAAAUCUGGGAAGCUAAACAUUGGGGACCAGAUUAUGUCAAUUAAUGGGACCAGUCUGGUUGGCUUACCUCUCUCAACAUGCCAGAGCAUUAUAAAGGGUUUGAAAAACCAAGCCCGGGUUAAGCUGAACAUAGUUAGGUGUCCUCCAGUAACCACAGUCUUGAUCAGGAGACCAGACCUCAGAUACCAGUUGGGCUUCAGCGUGCAGAAUGGGAUUAUCUGUAGCCUUAUGCGAGGAGGUAUAGCAGAGCGAGGAGGCGUGCGUGUCGGCCAUAGGAUCAUUGAAAUCAACGGACAGAGUGUUGUAGCAACACCCCAUGAGAAAAUUGUUCACAUUCUCUCAAAUGCUGUUGGUGAGAUACAUAUGAAGACUAUGCCAGCUGCCAUGUACAGGCUGUUGACUGCUCAAGAGCAACCAGUUUACAUCUAAGGCUGACACCUCACCUUCACAAAGUGCAUGUUUUUCCUCGUUAGUGCUUGUGUCUCCAGUGCUGCAUUUUUGUGUCUGCAGAGACAUUUUUUCCUCUCUCACACACACAUGCGCGCUCUUUCUCCCUUCCUCUCUCCCUCCCUUUUUCUCCCAUUCCCCACCAUUUCCAUGUUUAUGGGGAACAGGGACAAUAUAUCCAGGGACUAUUUUGGUUGCAUCUCUUCACAGGUGAAGCUUUAUGCAGUUCCACAUGCAGAAUAGGCAAAUAACAGCAGCAGUGUUCACAGCUGGGUUCACAAAAAGGAUUAACUGUAUUUUGUGCUACAUAGUCAGUUUUAUUUCUGUGGCUACAAUUCAACAACAUGAGUAAGUGUUGCUAAAGGAAAGCUGACUUUAUCACAGACACAACCAUAGGGUAAAAUGCUCUGUUGGACACCAUGCAUGUUACUUUGCUUCUCUUCCGUGAUGUCCUACGUGUACUGAGCUCAGUGUUAAAGUUUUUUAUUUGUAGGGAAAGUAGAGUACCAAAAGGGUAAGUUUCAUGCUCAAUGAAGAAUUACAUGCUUAUGAAGAAUGAGUAAAUGCUGCUGUGGUAAAACCAACUGUCCAAAUGCACACCUUUUAAUUCCCCUCUGUCAUCACUUCUUCAGGAUAAUAGAACUCCAAGAGGUACUCUGGGACUUGUUGGAAUGUGUAACAAUUGCCCAAGUAAUUUGGAGAGACAUUUUUUACAGCUGCCCCUUCUCACUGCAGGUUUUUAUCUCUUCAUUUUCUUCUACUUUGUUUCUGAAUGCAACAUGUCUUUUAUAGUCCCCUGCCUAUUUUAGAAGUUAAAUGAAAUGGGGUUGGGGAGAGAUUCUUUAAAUAUCUACAAGAGAAACAGUAAGGGGUUCUCCUGAGUAGCUACUUUUUCUAGGCUCUUACUUCCAGAUUUGGUGCACACAGGCAUGUGUGCCAGUGUAUAUAGACAUUUUUAAAAUUGUGCUUGCUAUUUAUGAAGUUUGAAUAUAAGAGAUCUGCAUACCAUUCUAAGUAAUUUUGUUCUCUGAGCCAGUUUUAACAUAUAUUUUUGUCCAGAGACCUAAUUGUAUCAACUUUUUCUUUAGUUCAUGAGAUGACAGUGGGAGAAGUAAGGUGGGAAUAAAUUUAUUUAUUUUGUUGUGUAAGUAAGUAAGUUGUGGGGUUUUUUAUAUGUAUAACACUUAAAGGAUAUUUGCGUGUACUAUAUGCACUUGUAUGAAGAAAAUAAACUGUAGGAGUAUGAAAUGUAGGAUUUGAUUGGCCUCUAGGGGAAAAAAGAUUUUGUUUUUUGUCUUUUAAAAGGCAGAAGCUCUUCUUCCAAACAGUACCAAAAAAAAUCUUUAUUCUCUGUGGCUACAUUUUACCAGGGCUGCACACUUAUAUUUCCACCAAAAUUGAAUCAUACAUUUUGGCCAAGCUAAUGCCUUGUUUGUUUGUUUCCCUAAUGAACAGUUCUUGCUCUGUCUUACAGUGAUAGAAAGGCUCAGUGAAAUGCAAACAAGUACAGGACAGACACAUGCACACAAACACAAACACGCACACAUUCCAGCCCUCUGUUCUGGAAAUGUGGUGAUGGUUGUAGUCUUUUGGUCCUCCACGUGCUGUGGGAUGGGCUGUGCGGUGUAAGUGUUACUUGCAGACCACUAAUGAUACCUAGAGAAUUCUCCAUAGAUCUGUAGAUAUGAGGGUGUGUGGGGGGUGUGUAUGUGCACGCAUGCCUGUUUCUGUCUGUGAGAGCCAACGAGCUCUUGCUUUCCAUCUGUUGCCAGAAUUCCAUUUUGGCUUUCAAAAACCAUGGAAAUCCAUGGGCUAAUCAGAGAGAAAGAAUGAAUUUUGUAUUUCAUUGGGCAGUAAAUGUUUAAGGGAGGUGACGGAAGAGUGCAUCAAUGUUGUAGUAAGUGAAUAUUUUUUAAUGUGGUAGUAAUGUACAAUGACUUGAUUUACUGUAUUUCUUGUUAUAAUUUAAUCCCAAUUUUGGAAUAGCAGAUUGCACAAGAAAGUAGUAUUAGUAUUUACCUCUGCUACCAGAUUGAUGCAAAUACAUAGUGAAUGACUUGUGAGUAUUUUGAGACAUUGGUUUAUGAUGAUCAUUUGAAUUUUUUUCAGAACGUUCCAUAUAUAUAUAGUAAUAUAUGUAAAUAUGAUAUAAAAUCUGUGUACAAUUCAGAAGAUUAUAUACAGUGCAGCCUUUACAUAAGUUGCCUGAGGAAAUUCAGCAAACUCAUGCAGACAAAGUUACCAUGCUUCUGAUUCCUGCUAUGUUUAUGCCCUCAGCUCCACUUGUUGCUUUUGUGGUUCUGUCCAAUGCAUGUGGCAGGGUCUGGUUCACUUCAUAGUAAAUCACAAAUAGGUGCCUAGCAUUAAGGGAGUGAAUACUUGCAGGUUCAGAGCCUGGUAAAGAAUCUGAGUUGUUCCAAUCACAACAUCUGCGUAAGACUGCUAUGCUGGGAGGUCUGUAGUGUGCAUGUGCUCCCAGUAAGUAAGUCUUGUAAGCAUUCCCAUUUUAGUUUGUAAAGGGAAAGCGUUUUAAGAAGAGUGAGCUCAAAAGGGAUAGCUGGCAUUUCGCUAGACUAGUGCAGCAUUUUGCUAGAGUAUAUAUGUGAAUUCUUAAUGGAUUCAAAUGAACAAACUGCUGUUUUACAUUCCUUCUUCAGUGAUAGGCCUGAAAUUCUUCUUCCCUUCUUCACUGCUUCAUAGAGUCUAAUGAACUCUUCAAUGUUUACAUUAAGGAUGAAAUAUCCUUUACACUUUUUUAUUGGCAAGUUUCAUGCUUUUUUUUUUUUUUUUUUUUUUUUUUUU